This is a messenger RNA of Eufriesea mexicana, 2670 nucleotides long. Its product is annotated as glucose dehydrogenase [FAD, quinone]. Lineage: Eukaryota; Metazoa; Arthropoda; Insecta; Hymenoptera; Apidae. The transcript is spliced from 3 exons. The coding region runs from base 157 to 2034 and encodes 625 amino acids. Gene Ontology annotation, molecular function: flavin adenine dinucleotide binding; oxidoreductase activity, acting on CH-OH group of donors. The record is from RefSeq and is a predicted model, not a curated record.
GUCACAGAGAAGUAGAGUGAUACAGUACAAUCGAAGUGUCGCAUAGUGGUACAAUCAUACAGUAAUACAGUCAAACAGCAGUGUAAAUAGAGUCAGAGAAAUUGUUAGCCGUAGUAUUACUUUACAUUUGAUUCCACGAGUUAGGAAAGAUUCAACAUGGAGUCGUGUAUGGCUGCAAGCUGCACGUCAGCAUUGUCCUCAACGCCAACCUCCAUUUUCUCUCAAUUGAUACACAUACUUUUGGUAUCCCAAUGUACGCUAAGCAACAGCGAAGACUACCCUAGGGAUCGUACACAAGAGAUUUUGACUUCGAACAAAGAAUUCGAUUUCAUCAUUGUGGGCGCUGGAACAGCGGGGUCCAUUUUGGCUCACAGAUUAACGGAAGUGGAGGAUUGGGACGUUCUGCUGAUCGAAGCAGGAGAGGAUCCUUUACCCGAAAGCGACAUCCCUGGACUUAUGUUACUGCUGUACGGUGAUUUUCAGGAUUAUGCAUAUAAGACUGAACGUCAAGAAGGAUUCUGCCAAGGAAUCAGGGACAAGCAGUGUAGAUGGUCGAAAGGAAAGUCUCUCGGUGGUAGUUCCGUGAUCAACGCUAUGUUGCACGUUUUUGGCAACGACAGGGACUACAACGAAUGGGCCAACCUUGGUAACGAGGGCUGGAGUUACGAAGAGGUGCUUCCCUACUUCAGAAAAUCCUUAAACUGUGCACCGGAGCACGUAGCCAAAUGGGGCGACAAGUUCUGUGGGACCGGUGGACCACUGAACAUCAGAGGCUACAAUUACACCAUGACGAACAUUCAAGAUGUCAUUCUAGAUGGCGUACGUGAGUUAGGAUUCAACGCCCUCGAGCCUCUGAUCGGUGACCGGUUCGUUGGGUACGGGAAAGCAAUGGGUACUCUAGACAAUGGUCGACGUGUCAAUGCAGCAAAAGCCUUUCUAUCUCCCAUCAGAGACAGGAAGAACCUAUACGUGAUGAAGUCCAGCAGAGUAGACAAGAUUCUAUUAAAAGAUGGCCGAGCAACUGGCGUACGAGUCACGCUGAAGAAUGGGGAAUCGGUGGACAUAAAAUCGACGAAAGAGGUGAUCCUCUCGGCAGGAAGCAUAGCUAGUCCUCAGAUAAUGAUGCUGUCAGGAAUCGGACCCAAGAAACACUUGGAAGAGAUGGGCAUACCGACUGUGGCUUAUCUACCUGUCGGGAAGAAUCUUCAGGAUCACGUAGUCUGGAUUGGGAUGCACAUCGCUUACGUGAACGAAUCAGUGACACCACCUCCUUCGACAUACAUACUGGACAUAACUUACGAAUAUCUGAUACACAAUACAGGCGAGUUAGCUACAGUCGGAAUCGAUCUUUUGGGUUUCAUCAACGUCUCCGAUCCCAGUUCCCAGUAUCCAGACAUCGAGAUCGACUUCGGCCACUUUCCACGCUGGAACCCGUUCAAGAUAGGAGCUUUACUGAAAGCCUUUGACGCUACCAACGACAUAAUAGCAGAGAUACAAAAAGAGAUAAUGCAGUCGGACUUGAUCAUUCCCUGCUCGAUUUUACUGCAACCUAAGAGUCGAGGAAGGCUGGAGUUGCGUAGCGCCAAUCCAGCUGAUCCCGUGAAGAUCCAUGCGAAUUAUUUCGCGGAAGAAGAGGACCUGAAGACUCUGAUGAAGUCGGUGGAUACUAUCAAGUCUCUAUUGAACACUGACGCGAUGAAGAAACAAGGCAUGUGGCUGCAGCACUUUGAUAUCCCUGGAUGUAGACACACGAAGCCCGAUUCCGAGGAAUAUUGGGAAUGCAACAUCAGACAUAUUGCCAGUACCUUGUUCCACGCAGUAGGGACGGCUAAAAUGGGACCAAAGAAGGAUCCAACGGCUGUGGUGGACCCUAGACUGAGGGUGCACGGUGUGCAGGGGUUACGAGUGAUCGAUGCGUCGAUCAUGCCGAAUAUCGUCAGUGGGAACACCAAUGCACCGACGAUGAUGAUCGCUGAGAAGGGAGCGGACAUGAUUAAAGAGGAUUGGAGGAUGAAGCUGCAUCAUGAGCUCUAGAAGCUGACGUUGAUGUACAUGACGAAGUACAGUGGUAAACAGAGAUGUCAAACGGUGAAAAAUGAAAAAUAAAUAGAUUAACUGUUGCCCAGUGUCAAGUCAAGGACUUGGAACUGAUCAACCAAUGAUGUCACGAUGAUCACUGACGGUGCCAAAAUUAGUAAAAACUUUUAAUCUAACCAAAUGGCAGGAUCUGUUAAAUCUUCGAUAUUUUUAUCGUGGUUUGAAUACAUAUUUAGCCCGAAUUUGGUAUAGUCAUAUUGCGGAAGCGUAUCUAUACUGCGUUCAACGAAACUUGACAGGAAAUAAAACAUUAGACCUGGGUUCGAGCUCAUCCAUGUUUAAGUUCAAAUAUUUCGUGGAAAAUUAUGACUUGUUUAGACGCAAGCGCUUCUAAAAGUCUACCGUGAGCAUCGACGUUUGACAGCUACUUACUCGUGUUUUGUUCAUAUUUCCUGCCAAUUAUCCUUGAACGAAGUAUAAUAUCGUAUAGUACACUACGGAAGUAUAGUACAUAGUAUAACAUCGUCAGGCGUGACUCGUUACUGUCUCGUACAGAUAGAAAUGAUAUUAUCUUCAACUAUGUUGACAGUUGUAUAAAGUGGGAAUAAAAAAUAAACAAUAGAUUCCUGGAAA